Molecule: messenger RNA, 1860 nt
Organism: Candoia aspera
Lineage: Eukaryota; Metazoa; Chordata; Lepidosauria; Squamata; Candoiidae
Product: dnaJ homolog subfamily B member 6-like
Exons: 7
Coding region: 475-1272 (265 amino acids)
Molecular function (GO): Hsp70 protein binding
Source: RefSeq, a predicted model, not a curated record
UAGUUCAUGCCAGGAGAAGUGGAAGCACCUCCCUAUAUGUGGAUGGGGGUCUUUGUUUUCUCCUAAGGUAUCUUAAUUCUUUUUCAUUGCCUUCACUCGGUUUCUAAGAGAUCAGCUCUAGGAAAGCUAUAGUAUUGGCAAUCGUGUAAGCACCUUUGCCCUGUCUGCAGACAUUCUGGCUUUCUUUUUGACAGGAAAAUACUAACGUUAAUCAACAGGGCACACAUAGGUUCAUUUUCUCCAGCUUUUUGGAGAUGCUAAUAUAUAUUUGAGUAGCAUGACAUUUUCUUCUGUGUGCCAUAGGAUCAACUAUCCAACCAUUUGCUUCUCUGCACGGGCUUGCCUGACCUGGUGAAUGGCCAUGACCACCUGUAACUUCAGUUGAAAACCCAAAGACAUCUGGAGACCUCUAAUACGUAUCUGUUUUUACUGUGUUUACAUCCUUACUGGUUCUGCAGAAAACAUCAAUUCAGCAUGGUGGAGUACUAUGAAGCCCUGGGCCUUCCCCAGACUGCUUCCUUAGAUGAUAUUAAAAAAGCAUACCGGAAGAAAGCUCUCAGGUGGCACCCAGAUAAAAACCCAGAAAACAAACAAUUUGCAGAACAGAGAUUCAAGGAGAUUGCAGAAGCGUAUGAAGUACUUUCAGACAAGAACAAACGUGAUGUCUAUGACCUCUACGGUAAGGAUGGACUCAUGGAAAGAGGAAGUCCUGGAGGAUCCACUAGGACCAAUGUGGAUCCAAUGUGGGCCAAUAUGUUCCAUUUCCGCAGCGCCCAUGAUGUCUUUCGGGAAUUUUUUGGGGGAAGGGACCCUUUCUUUGGAGAUCCUAUGGCUUUCAGUGGCUGCACUGGAGGAAACGGCUUCAGUUUUUAUUCUUCCUCAACUAACUUCAUCAAUGGCAAACAAAUCACUACCAAAAGAAUUGUUGAGGAUGGACAGGAGCGAGUGGAAGUUGAAGAAGAUGGGGAACUUAAAUCUGUUCUUGUUAAUGGUGUGCCUGCUGCCAGGACAUCCAUUACGGAAACAGGAGGGCAUUUUAUUCCUAGUGAGCCUACCAGGUACAGAUCUGCACCUCUGCUUAUUUACAAGGAAGGUGACUCUGAUCCUGUCUAUGAGGUUCGUACGGUGAGACGCAUCUUCCCUGUCAAAAGUACCAGGUACACGGCAGAAGACGAAUUCCCUGCAGAGGACAGUAAUUCUUGCGCAGACAGUGAGUCUCACCAAGAUGAGCUCCAGUCUGAGGAUGAUGAAUCCCAUACUGAUGAGUUCUAGCAGUAACCUGCAUAUAAAUCAAAUCCCGUAUAUUGGCAGUAAGUCAGGAGGAAUACACAUGUGCCUGAAAUGAAUACUGUGAAGACCCAGAUGAGAAGAAUUAAUCAAUCAGUAGAUACAAAGUGGAUCCCAGGUGAAUUUAGGCACCGAUGUGCUGGGCGAGACUGGUUAGCAAGAAGAUUGCCCUUAAAAGGGGGGAAAAAAAGGAGAGAAUGAGGAGAACACUGAAGGAUGAAUGAAACCCUUAGUCAGAGAAAAGAGUUCUUUGCCAAAGGGAACAGGAUCACCCUCACAUAUAACAAAUCAACUCCACUACGGCUGAUGAAGGUUCUUGGGCAAGAUCAUAUUCCUCUAAGUCUACUUACCUACCAGUAUAGGGAGAACGCACAAUUAUGGGAUCCGUUAGGAAGGAGGCCAGCAAAGGGUAAUGGGCUGUUUAAUAAAGGUUGGGAACAGUGACUUUGUUUUUAGUAUUCUUAUUUAAUCCAUGCUGGAGGAAAUACUUACACUCUUCAGAAGAAAAAAAGAAUGUGGUGGUAAAGAUUUCUGACUGUGAAACGUCUUAUAAUGUGAUGUGGACCAUCAGUA